This is a messenger RNA of Scedosporium apiospermum, 1458 nucleotides long. Its product is annotated as Indoleamine 2,3-dioxygenase family protein. Gene Ontology annotation, molecular function: metal ion binding; heme binding. The record is from RefSeq and is a predicted model, not a curated record. The transcript is spliced from 2 exons. Lineage: Eukaryota; Fungi; Ascomycota; Sordariomycetes; Microascales; Microascaceae. Bases 1 to 1458 code for a protein of 485 amino acids.
AUGGCUUCUGUGGCUACCCAGCACCAACCCAUCCUCGUCCUGGACGACACCCGUCCGGAUGACAUGACGCUCCCAGCCUUCAUGGUCUCCAAGACCCGGGGCUUCCUCCCCCGCAUGGAUCCCAUCGUCCAUCUUCCGGACGAGUUUGCCCAGGUCGAGUCGAUCCUCGACCGCAUGCCAGUCAAGAAGCUCGACGGCACUCCCGGUCUGCUGGCCGAGUCCAAGCUCGGGGACGUCGUGGAGAAGGAGUUGCAGGACCUAACGGACCACGUUGACAAGUACAAGAAUAACUUGCCCGUCGUCAAUGCUUUGUACCGUGAUUACUCCUUCCUCGCUUCGGCCUAUCUCCUCGAGCCUUGCCACGAGAGGUUCGUCAAGGGUGAGCCGUACGGGCUCGCGCGGCAGACACUCCCUGCCCAAGUCGCGCGGCCGAUUGCCAAGUGCGCCGAGAUCGCCGGCUUCAAGCCCUGGAUGGAGUACGCCGGCUCCUAUGCCCUCUUCAACUACCGCCUCGUAGACCCCUCCGCUGGCCUCGAGUACUCCAAUCUCCGCCUCAUCCGCGCCUUCGAGGAAGGUCUGGACCACAACUCCUCCGAAGCGGGCUUCGUCCUCGUGCACAUCGACAUGGUCAAGAACUCAGGGCCCCUCGUCUCCGGCACCCUAGCCGCCCUCGACGCCCUGGACACAGCAUCCACUUCUUCCCCGGCCACCCGCCGACAGGACUUCAACGCGGGCCUCCGCACCGUCUUGGAGACCAUGCGCAAGGUCAACAAGACCAUGGAGACCAUGUGGGGCAAGUCCAAGCCUACGUCGUACACCAGCUUCCGCACCUUCAUCUUCGGCAUCACGUCGCAGUCCAUGUUCCCCAACGGCGUGGUCUACGAGGGCGUCAACGACAACAAGCCCAUGUCGUUCCGCGGCGAGAGCGGCGCCAACGACUCCAUGAUCCCCCUCAUGGACAACCUGCUCUGCGUCACCAUGCCCGACACCCCCCUCACCGAGAUCCUCAAGGAUUUUAGGGAGUACAGGCCCAGCAACCACCGCGCUUUCUUGCAGUUCGUCAAGGACCGCGCUUUGGAGGUCGAUACUAAGGCUUUCGCCCUCGCCAAGGACUCCAAUGAUGCCGACGAGGACGUCCUCGAGUCGAGGCGGCUUUGGUUGCAGAUUCUUUCCGAGGUGAGGGACUUUAGGUGGAGGCAUUGGUGCUUCGCGAGGGAGUACAUCAUUAAGCGGACUUCGCAUCCCACUGCUACCGGCGGCAGCCCCAUUGUGACGUGGUUGCCGAACCAGCUCCAGGCUGUGCUCGAUGAGAUGGCAAAGGUCUACGAUGAGGUUAGCGAUAAGGGAGACCUCGGCGAAGAAUGCCGCGACAUCAUGGACCUUGUGGGCCGGCAGAGGGAGACGCUGCGGAAGGAGGUGGAGAAGUAUUGCGCCGAGAGGGGUGUGUCGAGGGAAUAA